AUGCAGAAAUCCCAGAUUUUUUAUUUUCCUUUCCUUUUUUUUCCUUUCCCUUUUUUCACCCAGCCCUGGAACAAGGAAAAAAAGACCCUAACCCAAGAAUCCACUCACUCACUCUACUCGCCACCUUUACACCUCCUUCCCCGCUCCAUUGCCACUCACUCGCCUCUCCCAAUCGUGAUGCUCCCUCACCCACCAUCAACAUCCAGAAAAGAACACGAGCCGAAGCCUCUAGAAGGCUGCUAGGAACUUGGUGCUUUGAUUUUGAUUUGAUUUGAUUUGAUUUGGUCUUUCGUCCCCCUUUUUUCUACCUUACCUACCUAGUCACUUCUAUACGUAUAUCCCACGCUGCCUAGGUACCUUACCUACCCAAGGCAAAGGAGGGGGGAAGAGAAUGAAUGACUCAAUCCCUCAAGUAAAGAAGUAGGUUUCGUGGAACGGCGUUCUUGAUUUUGUAAGACUUAUUGUUCGUAGAUGUCGCUCACAUGAUUUACUGGUGUUGUUUGUAGAUUGUUG
Messenger RNA from Amorphotheca resinae ATCC 22711, 513 nucleotides. RefSeq lists its product as hypothetical. NCBI's taxonomy places the organism in Eukaryota, Fungi, Ascomycota, Leotiomycetes, Helotiales, Amorphothecaceae. The annotation marks the transcript as partial. The transcript is spliced from 2 exons. The record is from RefSeq and is a predicted model, not a curated record.